AUGAAUCCUUAUUCUAUUCAGCCUGUUCCUGCCAGUGCUAGAGUUAAUAUUCAGCCUAGAAGGUCUUUGAACAAGCCAUCAGUGAUCAUAACAGAUUACAACUGGGGUACGGCGCCCGCGGAGAGCGACGCUCCAGGCCACCCGCUUCGGGAUCACACCGCUCCCGGUACGCCUUCAGCACCCAGGUGCGGAGCAGCCCGGGGCAGCCAGGCAGCCCGGCCACCUCCCCUGCGGGCGCGGCCCCGAGCCGGACUCCGGCUCUUGCCCUGGGCUGCGGGUCCCUGCCCGGCCCCUCGCCCCUCCCGCACACACCCGUGGGUCCAGCUGGCCCGGCCCGGCCCCUCCGCGGCGCCGCGGCCGCGCUCAGGGUCCCGCCCCUACCUCUCCGCGCCCCGCCCGGCCCGGAUCUCGCCCACACCGUGCCCUGGCAGCACUGGCGACUAUGCAUGUAUUGCUUUUUUAUUGCUUGCUCUAACGCUUCUUCCGGCAGUACCGGUAACGUUGGCACCCACGCAGAACCAGCUGCUCUGCUGGAGGAUCGAAGGGCUCUCUCGUGGUUCCCAGCCCCAAACGACAGCGCGCUGGGGGCCGGGUGCCACGGGGGCGAAGGCGCUGGGCGGGCCCGGUGUGGCUGCGGCAGCCGAGCGUUGUCAAUGGGGAGCCGGCGGGACCGGUGCUCCUGAGGCGGCAGCCCGAGACUCGCCUGCGGCUGCUACAUGGCUGAACUUCUGUUCACUUCCGAUUGUUCAUGAAGCACCAUGCCAAAAAGGCCUUUCAUCUGUAAACCCAGUAGAGGCUGGUAGAGGACUGAAAUUAAGAAGCCUGUUAUUCUCCAACUUUGGCACAAGUGAAAAAUGGAGUUCUGUUGGGGUGUGUUUUUCUUUCAAUAAGUUUGAGGUUCUUAUACAGAUGGUUCACUCGCUUACCCCCCCUGUUUCGUUAGUAUAAUCCAAGUUGAAUCCUCCUCCCCCGAACCAUCAAUCAUUGUAUCCCAACCCCUUCUACCAGUACCUUCCCUGCCAGUCAAGGUAACCCUACCCCUUUAUCCGGAACCUUCCCUGUCAGUUUUACUUGGUACCUAACCUUUGUUCUGAAAUCUUCCCUGUUGAUGUCAUUUGAUGCUCCAUUAGAUUAGGUAAACUGUUACCUCAGGCUUCCUCGUUGGUCCAUGUUUUGUGAACCCUGCCUUGAAUUCUUCCUCUAAGUCUUCCCUAUUGGUUGAUGGUUUGUACCCCACCCCUUGCUCCUCCCCUGUAUAUAAGUUACUGUAGCUCUGUAUCUUUUGUCUUUUGUCCCUGGACCCUUCUGGAGAAUGAACUUCUUUGGAGACCUACACAAAACACCCUUCCCUAGUCUUUGCCCUGGCCCUCAAUGCUGACCACAAAAGCACUUUGAAAAGCAGACUUAUUGCUGCUGAGCUGAGCAGACCUGCUUUACCUCUACUUGAGGCUAUUCAUAGCCUGAUAGAGGCCACACCUGGUGCAGUCCAGGACAGCCUAGCUGGCAAAUUGGUCCUGGCACUGCAUCAGAGUUCUCUAUAGACUGACAUAAUUACAGAGGUUGUGAUCCUUGGCUGACCAUGCUGGCAGAGACCCAUCAUGUUUUUAGUGCUGCUUUGUGACAUUUCAAGGACAGUGUUUUACUUGUGGUUCCAUUCAUGGACAGUUUUUUUUUACUCUUCCUGAAAAAAAUGGAUGAAAUGGGUUUGUGCCUGGUUUUUACUCUUCUUUAGUCUGGAAUAUGAAGACGACAGGGUCCACAAGCUGCCCUUUCUGCCAUGUGACAAGCCAGUGAUAGAUGUGACUGUAUGGCAGCUGUAAAACAAAAGAAAAGUUACAUUUUUCACAAUUUUGGAAUUGCUGACAGACAAAACAAUAGAAAAAGUGGACCUUAGAGGCAAAAUAAAGACAAAAAUAAACAAAA
Messenger RNA from Poecile atricapillus (Black-capped chickadee), 1923 nucleotides. RefSeq names its product sterile alpha motif domain-containing protein 1-like. The transcript has 4 exons. Bases 1 to 948 code for a protein of 315 amino acids. The record is from RefSeq and is a predicted model, not a curated record. NCBI's taxonomy places the organism in Eukaryota, Metazoa, Chordata, Aves, Passeriformes, Paridae.